This is a messenger RNA of Penicillium vulpinum, 951 nucleotides long. RefSeq names its product SDR family oxidoreductase. The record is from RefSeq and is a predicted model, not a curated record. The coding region runs from base 1 to 951 and encodes 316 amino acids. Lineage: Eukaryota; Fungi; Ascomycota; Eurotiomycetes; Eurotiales; Aspergillaceae. Gene Ontology annotation, biological process: fatty acid catabolic process. The transcript is spliced from 6 exons. Gene Ontology annotation, molecular function: 2,4-dienoyl-CoA reductase (NADPH) activity.
AUGCCGCUGCCCAAGUCAGAAUAUUUGAGUGAUUCCUGGAAGGAUGGCAUCUUUACAAACAAAGUAGUCUUCUGUACAGGUGGUGCCGGCAGCAUCUGCAGUGCCCAGGUCCGCGCCUUGGUACACCUCGGUGUCAACGCCUGCAUUGUCGGCCGCAAUGUAGAGAAGACCGAGCGCGUCGCCAAUGACAUCGCUACAGCCCGACCCGGCGCAAAGGUGAUCGGAAUUGGUUCUGUGGACGUGCGCAAAUUCGAGAAUUUGCAACAAGCAGUUGAGCGCUGUGUCAAGGAGCUUGGUGGGAUUGAUUUCGUCAUUGCCGGCGCGGCGGGUAACUUCCUGGCCUCGAUCGAGCAACUCUCGGUCAAUGCGUUCAAGUCUGUCAUGGAUAUUGACGUCUUGGGCUCGUAUAAUACCCUCAAGGCAACUCUUCCGUAUCUGAGAGAGUCAGCAAGCAAGCACAGAAUGGACUCAAAGACUCUUCAACCAUUACCAAUUGGAACCGGUGGAAGAAUCAUCUUCGUCAGUGCCACCAUCCACUACCGCGGUAUACCCUUCCAGACUCAUGUAUCCGUUGCCAAAGCCGGUAUCGAUGCUUUGUCGCACAGUGUCGCGAUCGAGUAUGGUCCUCGCGGGAUGACUUCCAACAUCAUUGCACCGGGACCUAUCGCACAGACUGAGGGCUUGGAUCGUCUGCUCCCAUCAGAUACCCUGGAGGCCUACACCAAGGCUGAGCCGCUUGGUCGGUUUGGCCAUGUCCGCGAUGUCGCCGAUGCCACCGUGUAUCUCUUCUCAGACACUGGCAGCUAUGUCACUGGUCAAACGCUUGUUGUCGAUGGUGCAAACUGGCGCAUGUCAUCAGGCGGCGCUUCCGGCGGGGCACUGUCUUACCCGGAAUUCUUGCUUUCAGGCGAUGCUGUACCCAACGUGACUGGCAAGAAGUCUAAGCUUUGA